This is a messenger RNA of Peronospora belbahrii, 675 nucleotides long. The record is from the annotation of a GenBank genome assembly. NCBI's taxonomy places the organism in Eukaryota, Oomycota, Peronosporomycetes, Peronosporales, Peronosporaceae.
AUGAAAAGGAAAUUUCACUCAUGGAAGGAAUGUAUGGAGUUACAUGAAGUAAAAUCUUUGAAGAAACUUUGUCAUCCCAAUAUUGUUAAACUGAAAGAGGUGAUUCGACAGAAUGAUACGCUCUACUUUGUAUUUGAGUACAUGGACCGCAGUCUGUACGAUGUUCUAAAGAUGAGAGACCGGUACUUUCCCGAGUCCAAAAUACGCAACCUCAUGUAUCAGAUGCUACAGGGACUAGCCUAUAUGCACAAACAAAGCUUCUUUCAUCGAGACGUCAAGCCCGAGAAUAUGUUGGUCAAGGGUGAUACCGUCAAGAUUGCUGAUUUUGGAUUGGCCAGUGACAUUUGGUCGCGGCUGCCGUUCAUCGACUAUGUGUCGACGCGUUGGUACCGAGCUCCAGAAGUGUUGCUGCGAUCUACAACUGAGGUUGAUCAAAUAUACAAGAUUUGUUCAGUGUUUGGAAACCCAACGGACUGCACGUGGCCAGAAGGAAUGAAGCUCGCAGCACAGAUGAAUUACCGUUUCCCACAGUUCGUACCGACAUCACUGGCGCAGUUUAUUCCAAACGCGAGUCCAGAAGCGCUUCAACUCAUGACGGACAUGCUUCAAUUUGAUCCAAAACAGCGACCGACAUCGAGUCAAGCACUGAUGUACUCUUUUUUCAGGCAAACCUGA